CUGCUGUGGGACAUGCCAUGAUUUACUAUGGCAAAUAAUCAUUUUCUCGCCUUUAAUGACAAUGAAUGACAUGUAGUUUGUCAGCUGUAUAUGUCCCCCAAUUACCAAAAACCAGCGAAUAGUGGCACUACUGUAACAUAAAGUAAGGGCAGUUUCUGGCCGGAGGCAGCGUCGCCACUUUGGACUUUUUUUCUAGGAGCGAUUCCGACCAUCCGCACAACAGCACGGGAGAAUGAAAGCGCAACCGCAGGACGUUAUUGUGCUCAUUUCACUACCGUUAGCUGCCACUUAAAGAUCACAACUGGUGCAUGAACGGGGCCAAAUCCUGCAGGUCCCACCAACUGUAAGGUUUAGUAGACAAAACGUGAGCAGAAAAGCCAUCUGGUGUCCUCCUCGCCUUUCGGUUCCAGUCGCAGGCAAAAGCAGCUGCGGCCAUGGAGGAGGAGGUGAAUACGGAGUAUCUGCUGGAGCAGGUGACACAGAAGGACCUGGGGAAGAGGCUCCAGGUGGGCCAGGAGCUCGUCGAUCUAAUCCUGGAUGAGGAGCGGUCCCCCAAGCUGGAGCAGGACCAGAUCGUGAUGGACAGGCUGGUCGACGCAGUGGCCAGUUCCUGGGUCAACUCCAGCAACUUCAAGGUGGUAUUACUGGGGAUGGAUAUUCUGUCAGCUUUGGUUAACAGACUGCAGGAGAGAUUCAGGACACAGGUUGGAACCGUUCUGCCUAGCCUCAUAGAUCGAAUGGGAGAUGCCAGGGACCAAGUUCGAGAACAAGACCAAGCACUUCUGCUAAAGAUUAUGGACCAGGCUGCAAACCCUCAGUACAUGUGGGAGCGAAUGAUGGGAGGCUUCAAACAUAAAAACAACAAGACCAGGGAAGGACUCUGCCUCUGCCUCAUCUCAACCUUAAAUGUUUUUGGAUCUCAGAGCCUGACACUCAGUAAAAUUGUUCCUCACAUCUGCAGCCUCCUUGGAGAUCCCACAAGUCAGGUACGUGAUGGAGCCAUGAACUGCCUUGUGGAGAUCUACCGGCAUGUUGGAGAACGAGUGAGAAUGGACCUGGGAAAGAAGGGCCUGCCUCAGUCACGGUUAAACGUCAUCUUCAGCAAAUUUGAUGAAGUUCAAAGGUUGGGAAACAUGAUCCUGUCGCCUGUGUCAGAUAAAAACUUUGAGGACGAUGACUCAGUGGAUGGCGGCCAAUCCACAUCUUUGUCCAAAGGAGCCUCACUGUCUGGAAGGAAGACGGUGAGCAUGGGUUCGUUUCGACGUCCUGGCUCGACCGCCAGCGCCAAGUCUACAGGGAGAGACGGGUCUGGUGCUGGAGCUGUGGAUGAGGAGGACUUUAUCCAGGCCUUUGAGGAUGUUCCCAAAGUGCAGAUCUACUCUAACAGGGAGGUGGAUGAGGCCUUGACCAAAAUUCGAGAUGUGCUAUCAGAUGAGAAGAAGGACUGGGAGCUCAGAGUGGCAGCUCUUAAAAAGGUGCGUUCACUGCUCCUGGCCGGUGCAGCUGAGUUUGACGGGUUUUUGCAGCAGCUGCGUGUCAUAGAGCCAGCUUUCAAACUGUCUGCCAAGGACCUCCGCUCUCAGGUGGUGAGAGAGGCCUGCAUCACUCUGGGUCACCUAUCGUCAGUGCUUGGCAGCCGGUUUGACCACACAGCAGAGGCCAUCAUGCCAACCCUCCUCAAUCUGGUUUCCAACAGUGCCAAAGUCAUGGCCACUUCCGGUGUGGCAGCUAUACGGCUCAUCCUCAGACACACCCACUACCCACGUCUCAUCCCCAUCAUCACCAGCAACUGUACCUCCAAAUCUGUGGCUGUCAGAAGACGUUGCUUUGAGUUCCUAGAUUUGCAGCUACAGGAGUGGCAGACAAAUUCUCUGGAAAAAUAUGGAUCAGUUUUAAUGGAGACUAUAAAGAAAGGAAUUCAUGAUGCAGAUGCAGAGGCUCGCUCUGUGGCCAGAAAGUGUUACUGGGGUUUCCAUGGCCACUUCAGUCGGGAGGCAGAGCAGUUAUUCCAGGGCCUGGAGUCAUCGUACCAGAAAGCUUUGCAAGCUCACUUGAAGAGUGGAGACAGUCUGAUGUCGCUGCCAGCUUCUGAUCGCUCCUCAUCUUCUUCUCAAGAGAGUUUAAAUCGGCCACUGUCUGUAAAAUGCACCACUGGAAGCAGCACAAAAUCCAAAGCCACUCAUAACUCCAAGACACCAGCUACAGCCUCCACUCCGGGUUCCCUCCAACGCUCUCGCAGCAAUGUGGACAUCAAUGCCGCAACCGCAGCGACAGCGCGCUCACGGAUGUUUGCCGUGCCCUCUGUUGUGUCACCAUCAACAGCUUUCAGCUCAGCCUCAGCGCUUCCUCCUGGAUCUUAUGCUUCUCUGGGCGGCUCGUGGUCUGUUAUAGCAGAUGGUCGAGUACGAACAAGGAAGUCAUGUUCAGGAAAUAGUCCAGCUGUGACAGACAACCGCAGUCGGAGUCGAGGAAAAGUUGUCUCACAGUCUCAACCCGGCAGUAGAUCAGGUUCUCCUGGACGAUUGCUAAGUUCAACUUACGCCAGGGCUCCAAGGCGGAUGAUGGGAACUGCCGCUGCUCCCAACAGCACCGGGCUGAGUGACAAGAGUCGGCCACAGGGCCACCGCAGCCAUGGUUGCAGCCGAGAGACCAGCCCUAACAGAUCAGGCACAGCUCGGAGUCGAAUUCCUCGACCCAGCAUAAGUCAGGGCUGCAGCCGCGAAACCAGUCGCGAGAGCAGCCGUGACACUAGCCCUGCCAGGGGUUUCUCCCCCCUGGCCACUCGCUCUCACUCUCACUCCCGUUCAACCAGCGCCCUGUCCUCUGCAGAGUGCGCCUCAGAUCGGCUGUCCCAUCAGGCUCGGAUCUCAGCCUCUGUGAAUGCUAUGAGAAUCCUCAACACAGGCACAGAGGUUGAGGCUGCUGUUGCAGAUGCUCUGCUCUUAGGAGACUCGAGGAGUAAGCGGAGGCCAGUGAGGCGGCGUUUUGAGUCCCCGGGCAUAUACUCUGAUGACGACGCCAACAGUGACGCCUCCAGCGCCUGCUCAGAGCGCUCAUUCAGCUCUCGUAAUGGAGGCAUGACACCACACUUUCAACGUCAGACAGAGGACAUGGCAGAGGUGCUUAACCACUGUGCCAGCACUAACUGGUCUGAGAGGAAAGAGGGACUGCUGGGGCUGCAAAACCUGCUCAAGAGCCAAAGAAUGCUCAGUCGCGUGGAGCUGAAGAGGCUUUGCGAAAUCUUCACCAGGAUGUUUGCAGACCCUCACAGCAAGGUCUUUAGUAUGUUCCUGGAAACUCUGGUGGACUUCAUCACGCUACACCGAGAUGAUCUGCAGGACUGGCUCUUUGUCCUUCUUACACAGCUGCUGAAGAAAAUGGGGGCUGACCUACUGGGCUCUGUCCAGGCAAAAGUCCAGAAGGCCCUGGAAGUCACCAGGGAGUCUUUCUCAUAUGAGCUGCAAUUCAAUAUCCUGAUCCGUUUCAUCGUGGAUCAAACACAGACGCCCAACCUCAAAGUGAAGGUGGCCAUAUUGCGCUACAUUGAGGCUCUAGCCCGUCAGAUGGACCCAGCUGACUUUGUCAACUCAAGCGAAACACGCCUUGCCGUCUCACGCAUCAUCACAUGGACCACAGAGCCCAAGAGCUCUGACGUGCGUAAGACACUUCAUAACUGGGCUGGGGAGGAUUUCUCAGGUAGACCAAGCACUGUGGCCUCUCUGCCAGGAGAAGGCAGCCUGGAGGAGAGGUGCAAGCAGGCGGCCCAGGUGGUGCUGAUUGCCCUGUUUGAGCUCAACACACCAGAGUUCACCAUGCUGCUAGGAGCUCUGCCCAAAACCUUCCAGGACGGGACCACCAAGCUGCUGCACAACCACCUGAGGAACACCAGCAGCAACAGCGACAUUGUCACGAUGUCUCCAAAUAACUCGGCAGGGAGGACCCCUCCUCGACAGCCCAGCACCCACAGUAGCCCGCUCACCUCACCCACCAACUGCUCCCAUGGGGGUCUUUCUCCUAGUCGGCUGUGGGGUAAAGGCACAGAGGGCCACCCCAAGUUUCCUCCUUCAUCCUUUCCCUCCCCUCUUCCUCCACCUGCUGCUUACUCCUCCCUCAAGUCCCUGCGGCGUGCUUACUCACCCAGCAUGUUGGACUAUGACAGUGAGAACCUGAACUCAGAGGAGAUCUACAGUUCUCUGCGUGGUGUUACUGAGGCCAUCCAAAACUUCAGCUUCUGCAGUCAAGAAGACCUGAUGGAGCCGCUGAGACGGGAUAGCAAGAGAGACAGCAUGUCUGGAUUUGAAGCAUCUUUAGACUCUUCCCCUUGGCGUGGUGCUGAUGUUGUGGAGGGUGGACGCACAGCUCUGGACAACAAGACCUCAUUGCUUAACACACCUUCGCCACGAUCUUUUGCCGGGCCUCGUUUUAGAGAAUACAAUCCGUACAACUACACCGACAGCAUCAGCACAGUAGAGAAAGCUACUUUGAAAGAGGCGCUAUAUGAGAGUGCCGUAGAGCAGCUUCGAGAUGGACAUCGGCAAGAAUGUGUUGAAAACAAGAUCCUAAACCCCAAAAGCUUCCCAACAGGUCCAGCUGAGCAGCUGAAGCUAGUGGGGGAGCUGCUAAAGGAGCUCUCCCAGUGUCAGGCAGGGGAGCAGGGACCUGAAGACCAGCGGGGAACCCUACUGGACCUACUGAAGGUGGCUCGAGAGGACAGCCUGGUGGUUUGGGAGGAACACUUUAAGACCAUGCUGCUGCUGUUGCUUGAGACUCUUGGAGAUAAAGAUCACACAAUCCGUGCACUGGCCUUACGUGUCCUGAAGGAGAUUUUGAGGAACCAGCCAGCUCGCUUCAAGAACUACGCUGAGCUCACUAUCAUGAAGACACUUGAAGCUCAUAAAGAUUCACAUAAGGAGGUGGUGCGAGCAGCAGAGGAAGCAGCCUCCAUGAUUGCAGGCUCCAUCCACCCGGAACAGUGCAUCAAGGUCCUCUGCCCUAUUGUGCAGACAGCCGACUACCCCAUCAACCUGGCUGCUAUCAAGAUGCAAACAAGGGCCAUUGAGCGCAUUACAAAGGAACCUCUCCACCAACUACUGCCCGAUAUCAUACCUGGACUCCUGCAGGGGUAUGACAACACAGAGAGCAGUGUGAGAAAGGCCAGUGUUUUCUGCCUGGUGGCCAUUUACUCUGUGAUUGGGGAGGAGCUGAAGCCUUACCUUGCUCAGCUGACCGGCAGCAAGAUGAAGCUGCUCAACCUGUAUAUCAAGCGAGCCCAGACAUCCACCAGCAACAGCAGCAGCUCCUCUGACAUUUCCUCCUACUAACUCCAGCAGAUGCUUACGUUUAGGAUCAAGGCUUUCCCUAACAAACAUUCAAUAUUUCUCAUAGUUUUGCCUGCUGAUAAAGCUGAACUGGUUUUGGAGGGAUCAUGCUCUCAUGGUUCCAUCUGCUUUAUCCAGCUUCAACUUUACUUUAGGUUAUUUUUAGAGGUGAAAUGACCAUGGCAGCGUAGGCAUUUAACAGAUCAUCACACUAAGCCUCUUCUUCAUCCUCUUCCACACUUUUAUGAGCCUUAAAUAUUAUUAUUUUUAAUAUAUAUACUGUAUUAAUAUUAUUAUUAAUAAAUAUUAUUGUCUGCCACAAUGGAACCAAUGUGACCAUGGAAAACAUGAUCAAAUUGGUGCAGCUGUGUGCCUAAACCUAAGAUCUUCUCUUGCUACUUCCUUCUUAUUAACCACUAUGUUUAUCUUAAAAAUCAUGUAUUUAUCUGUUGAAAGGGUUAGAGUGGUGCUGAAGUAUAUCUGAAGGAUAGAAUGCAGGAGACAGUGUUUUUCAGAGUAACAUACCUGUAUAAAUAAGCAUAUUUAAUUAUGCUUAGUACCUUUUUAAUUCAUUUUUUAGAACCUUGUUUUGCUUUGACACAUCAAACUUUUUCAUAUAAUGAAUGUAAAGAGCUUUGAAUGACUCUGUUCUUCUUGAACUACUGCCUCCUCUGUGGAUCAGUCUCUAAGACUUAAGGAUAUUUUCCAGUUUUAACAUGUACAUUGAAUAAAUGUUUAUCUGUACUAAGCAGUUUAAUGUUAAACAUUGAGGGUCAAAUUAAGGGUCAAACUGAACAGUGAAAUUCAGCUGGAGCCCUCAUCCUGCUGUUGAAUUUAUUGUUAGGAAGUGUUGUUCAAAAUGUCAAAGCUUUGAUGUGGGUUUAUCCUGAAGAAUCAUUUGGCUGGCCAAUGAUUGAAAACACUAAACCAAAUUUUCAACAGUUUUUAUUUCAUAAAGCCUAAUCUAUUGGGCCUAAGAACUAGUAGAAGACAUCAGUGUUAUUAGAAAAUAAUCUAAAGUUAUUACUUUUUUUCUUUUUAAAAAUACAAUCAUUAAAUGCUGGAUGUUUCUAGAAAAGGUGAAAUUAAGAUUUUGGACUAAAUCACAAAUAGUUCUGAAGUUGGAGGUCUAUAACUAUAUUAUCCUAACUUUUAUUGCAGUCGCAACAUCAUGGUUGUCAUGUUAAACAUUCCAUUUGCCUUUGUGAUUCAGCCUCAAUUUAAAAGGUGUAUAUUAAUUAAUUAAAAUAAACUCAUUAAAAGUAUUUAGUCUACACAAGCUAGUGCUCUGCCACCAAAGUAGGUUAAUGAUCACAUUAGGAGACCUUGAAUUUAAGUGAGACCAAAGUCAAUGAUACAAAUCUUGUCUUUGACACUGUUAACUCUUAGUAUAUAGUAGUUUUCUGUGGAAUAUAUGACAAGAAAUGAAUUGCAGACAGUUCAAAAUCUUAAUAUCACACUGAUCUAAUUUCCAGCAGCCCUGUUUAUUUUUGAAUGGAAGAUAAAACUGAUAUGGACCUGCUGUCAUGUUCACUGGCUGUCAUAAACUGUAAAAGGUCCCCUCAAAUCCCUUUUGUUAUUUCUAUAGUAGAUAUUUAGAAAAACAAACAAACUCCUGAAAUGACAGCAGUGGUGUUCUCCUAUGAAUUGUUUUUUUAGAAGGAUGCAAAUUUAAAGGCACUGUUCAGUUUAAACUGAGGUUAUUACUAUUUUAUGCUUGAGAAUUGCUGAACAAGCUGACAAGUGAAGACUACUGUUCCAAAAAUGUAUCUUAGAUUAAAUUUAAUGUAAUCUAAAUGUCAAGAUAAUCAUCUAAUCUGAAUCUGUAUUUAUGCAUAUACUUUUCUUAGGAGCUCACCAAUACGUGUAUUGUUGUUUUAAAAUAUGGUUUAACAGUUUAGUUUGUUUGAAGAACUGUGUUUGCAUAAGUUGUUCCUAAAUUAAAUGUAAAACAUUUUGCAACUUUGACAUUUAAAAUGUGAACUCUAGCAGCAUAUGACAAUGGCCAAUAUUUAUCUGACAGUGACUGACAGUCUGAUAUAAAAGAGAAUACAGUACCACCGAUAAACUGUAAAAUAUGUGAUUAUUAGUUUCAUUAGAAAAGGAAUGAAGUGUGAAAGAGUGUUUAACCUUUGGACCUUAGCAAUAAAUAAACACCAUAAAUAUC
Betta splendens (Siamese fighting fish) is the source of this 7485-nucleotide messenger RNA. RefSeq names its product CLIP-associating protein 1-A-like. The record is from RefSeq and is a predicted model, not a curated record. Gene Ontology annotation, biological process: mitotic spindle assembly. Gene Ontology annotation, molecular function: microtubule binding; kinetochore binding. Bases 435 to 5321 code for a protein of 1628 amino acids. Lineage: Eukaryota; Metazoa; Chordata; Actinopteri; Anabantiformes; Osphronemidae. The transcript has 42 exons. Gene Ontology annotation, cellular component: microtubule organizing center; mitotic spindle; cytoplasmic microtubule.